Molecule: messenger RNA, 2559 nt
Organism: Peromyscus leucopus (white-footed mouse)
Lineage: Eukaryota; Metazoa; Chordata; Mammalia; Rodentia; Cricetidae
Gene: Pgbd2
Product: piggyBac transposable element derived 2
Molecular function (GO): sequence-specific DNA binding
Source: RefSeq, a predicted model, not a curated record
GAAGCGUGUGGCGGUCAAAACAACUUUGUGGACUCAUUUCUCUCCUCCUACCAUCACGUGGGUUCCAGGGACCAAACUCAAGUCGCCAGGCCUGUGUAAGCCUUUUACCCAGUGAGCUGUCUUUUCAGCCCCUGGAAAUCUUGUAUUGCAGCGGUUAAGGAGGCUGGAUAUUCUACAGGUGCCCAGUGAGCAGAAACCAGGGACGAUGCAGGGGGCUGACUCUGCCUCUACCCCCUGCCCCCACCAGCAAAGGCUUGUCUAGCCCCAAAUGUCCAUAGUUUCGUCAGUGAGCCACGCUGAUUUAGAAUGUAUGCUGGUUUGUGCUCUGAGAUGGGAGAGCCAGUUGAUACUCUUUCCUGUGUGCGUCCCAUCCUUCUCGUUGGCAAGCCUUAGGCAAGAGCUGUCCCUUGAAAUGGUAAAGAGUCUGCGGCUUUGCUCAUUAAAAACACUGACUUGCGUCGUCUUACAGGCUCUUAGACCCUGAAGAAGGACAUCCUCUCUACGCAGGUUGUGAUGGCUUCAGACUCACGGGGUGGCCCUGCCAGGAGAGGAGCACCCUCAAAGGUGAGGUCGCCUAAGCUUCUGGAGGUCCUGAGCGCUCUGGAGGAGGAUGGGUUUAGCAGCAACAGGGAGGAGAUUGUCAUUGCACCCCCACCCCCCACCCCCGACAAUGCCUCCGGGGACGUCACGGAUGAGGAUUCUGGGGAAGAAGACAGUGGCCCGCAUGGUGCCCAGCAACCAGGCCGGGUGCUGUGUGCUUCAGUUGUGUCUGAGGACUCCGACCGCCAGGAGGAGGCGGGCUAUGACAAGCCAGAGCUGCAAGCAGCCAAGAAAAGGCGGAAGGCAGCAGUGGAGCCCCAGCGUGUUUGGACCAAGAGAGACAUCCGGCCAGACUUCGGUAGCUGCACAGCCUCAGACCCUCAUAUAGAGGACCUCAAAACCAAGGAGCUGAGUCCUGUGGGCCUCUUUGAGCUGUUUUUUUGAUGAUGGGACAGUUUCAUUGUUGAUGAAACCAACCGUUAUGCUGGGCAGAAAAAUAUCACCCUGGAUCUCACAGCCCAGGAACUGAAGUGUGUUUUGGGCAUCUUGAUUUUAAGUGGGUACGUCUCCUAUCCAAGGAGACAGAUGUUUUAGAAGACAGCUCCUGACUCGCAUCAUCACCUUGUGGAUGAUGUUAUUAGAAGAGACAGAUUUGAGCUGAUCUUCCUGCAUUUUGCAGAUAACAGUGAACUCGAUGAAAACGAUAGGUUUGCCAAGGUCAGGCCUCUUAUGAACUGUAGCUUCCAGAAGCAUGCUCCCCUGGAAGAGUUCUACAGCUUUGGUGAAUCCGUCUGUGAAUACUUUGGGCGCCAGGGGUCCAAGCAGCUGCACUCAGGGAAGCCAGUCUGGCUAGGCGACAAUAUCUGGUGUGGAACGACCAGCAGACGCUACCUGGCGUGGUUUGGGCCUUCACAGGGCACACUAUUCACCAAGCUAGACCGGGGCUUGGAUAUAGGAGGCAGUAUGGUGGUCAGAUUUGUGGACGCCCUUCAGGAGCUUGGCUCUCCGCCAUACCACAUAUUCUUUGACAAGGUCUGUACAAGCAUCAAUCCUCAUCCCUUGAGGAGGAAAGGGGUGAAGGCCAUAGGAACUGUUUGUGAGUACAGAACCGAGCGUUGCCCCCUCAAGGAUCCCAAAGAACGGGGGAAUAAGAGAAAGGGCUCGUUUGACUCCAAGGUGGACGAGAGCGAGGAGACCAUUGUGUGCCGCUGGCGCACCAGCCGCGUGGUGAACAUCUGCUCCAAUGCGGUGGGCACAGAGCCAGCGAGGCAGAACAGCCGCCACCCCGGAGCAGCCAAAGCUGGGGCACAGGUCCACCAGCCAUCCCUGGGGAAGCUCUAUCAGGAGAAGGCCAGAGGGGUUGACCGGAUGGACCAGAACAUCGCCAAGGACAAGGUGCAGAUCAGCGGCAUGAAGUGGGACUUCACCAGCUGCAUCAUCGACGCGGCCCUCAACAAUGCGUGGCAGCUGCACCGGGUGUGCUGCCAGGACGCGCAGGUGGACCUCCUCGCCUUCCACAGGUACGUGGCCUGCCCGGUGUAUCUGGAGAGCAAAGUGUCUACUUCCUCCCCGGGGAGGCGGAGCCGGCGGGUGGAAACCGAGAGUCGCUUCGAUAUGAUUGGACACUGGAUUGUCCAUCAGGACAAGAGGACCCGCUGUGCCCUCUGCUACUCACAGACCAACACCGGCUGUAAGAAGUGCCAGAAGGGUGUCCAUGCCAAGUGCUUCCGGGAGUACCACAUGAGACCCGAGAGCUGCUUCUUCCAGCUAGUGACGUCACUGGGACCAUCUGCAGGUUUUAUUUGUGGCGCUUUUGACGCCGAUCACUGAUGACUUAACUUUGUAGUUUCUCCCAGGCCCCGUCACAGUCCUCUUUUUUAUGUGUUCUAUUAUGUUCUAUUAUGCCUACAUGUCAUGUAAAUUAGCAUUUAUGUUAGUAAUUGUACAUGUUUGUAAACCUGUACUUUAUAUUCUUAUUUAUUUCAAUUUAUUCAAAUAAAAGUUUUGCUUUUGUAUGUA